UCCUCCCGGCCGGAGGGGGCGCUCGGAGCCCGGUCCUCCCGGCCGGAGGGGUCGCUCGGAGCCCGGUCCUCCCGGCCGGAAGUGGACGCGGCUCCCUAAGUUUAUGUGUUUCCGGCUGAGCGUCAGCUUUAAAAUUAUCAAAAUUCAGGGGCGAAAAAGCCAAGAUCAAAAUGACUGAUCCUGAUAUCGGGGCUGUAAUGGGAUUCUCCGGGUUUGGAAAGAAAGCCAGAACCUUUGACUUGGAGGCUAUAUUUGAACAGACUCGUCGGACUGCCAUUGAGCGGAGCAGGAAAGUGCUGGAGGAGCAGAGGAGUGUGGAUGCAUGCCGAGAAUCACCAAGCUCCACUGGGAGAUCAGAUUCCCCCACUAGGAAAGGCGACCCUGGAGACUCUACCAGGUUGCCUGUUGACAGUGGAAGUGAGAGUGAUGACAGUGACAGCUCAAGUGAAAGAAUUGGUCCCCCUUUACCGCCCCAGCUCUGUAGAUUGGCUAUUGAGGAAGGGGAGAGUGCUGUGGGCCCCCCUCUACCCCCGGGAUAUGGUAAACCACAAAUUGAAACAGAUGAUGAGGAGGAGGACGACGAGGAAGAGGAUGAUGAGGAUGAAAAGCCGGUGAAGCGGAUCCCAGACUCACAUGAAAUCACACUAACCCAUGGCAAGAAAACGGUAUCGGCACUGGGACUGGAUCCUUCGGGGGCGAGGCUGGUUACUGGGGGCUACGAUUAUGAGGUGAAGCUCUGGGACUUUGCAGGAAUGGAUGCCUCGCUGCAAGCUUUCCGGUCAUUGCAGCCCUGUGAGUGCCAUCAGAUUAAGUCGCUGCAGUACAGCUCAACAGGAGAUGUGAUUCUGUGUGUGGCUGGCAGUGCCCAGGCCAAGGUGCUGGACCGUGAUGGCUUCCAGGUGAUGGAGUGUGUGAAGGGAGAUCAGUACAUUGUUGAUCAAGCCAAGACCAAGGGACACACAGCCAUGCUGAACAGUGGAGUCUGGCACCCGAAAAUUAAGGAGGAAUUCGUGACCUGCUCAAAUGACGGGACAGUGCGAACCUGGGACAUGAACAAUGAGAAGAAACACAAGAAUGUUUUCAAGCCACGAUCAGUGCAGGGAAAGCGGGUCAUUCCCACCACGUGUGUGUAUAGCAGGGACGGGAAGUUAAUCGCAGCUGCGUGUCAAGAUGGUUCCAUUCAGAUUUGGGAUCGAAGCCUGAAUGUUCAUACGAAGUUUCAUAAUCGACAGGCACAUGUUCCUGGCAGUGACACCUCCUGCCUCAGCUUUUCAUAUGAUGGAAAUACUCUGGCAUCACGUGGUGGAGAUGACACCAUUAAAACCUGGGAUAUGAGGAAUUUUCGGAACCCUUUGAAUGUGGCAUCUGGCCUCCCCAACAUCUUCCCAAUGACAGAUUGCUGCUUCAGCCCUGAUGAUAAACUACUGGUAACAGGAACUUCCGUCAAGAGGGGACAAGAGAAUGGAAAGCUACUGUUCUUUGACAGAGAGACAUUCCACAAGCUAUAUGAGAUUGAAGUCACUGACGCAAGUGUUAUUCGGUGCUUGUGGCACCCAAAGCUGAACCAGAUCAUGGUGGGGACAGGAAAUGGAUUGGCAAAAGUCUACUAUCAUCCAGUCAAGAGCCAAAGAGGGGCUAAACUCUGUGUAGUGAAAACAAAGCGAAAAGCAAAGCAGAGUCAGACUGUCACGCAGGAUUAUGUCAUCACACCUCAUGCACUGCCCAUGUUCCGGGAACCCAGGCAGAAGAGUACCAGGAAACAGUUAGAGAAAGAUCGGCUCGACCCUGUUAAAUCCCACAAACCAGAACCUCCUGUAUCUGGACCAGGACGUGGUGGACGUGUUGGAACUCAUGGUGGGACGCUGUCAUCAUUUAUUGUGAAGAAUAUUGCUCUGGAUAAAACGGACGACAGCAACCCCCGCGAAGCUAUUUUACGUCACGCAAAAGAAGCUGAACAGAACCCAUACUGGGUGGCUCCGGCUUACGUGAAGACCCAGCCACAUGCAGUUUUUGCAGCAGCAGAGUCAGAGGAAGAACUAGAGGAUGAUGAGCCUGAAUGGAAGAAGCGCAGACUGUGAGCACCAUAUGGACUGUGGAUUGUUGGCCAGCUUUGACUGUGGGCUCGCUUCUCAUCUCCUUUACAUGUUCCUGUGGUUGGCGGAUCACAGGGUCUGGUGGGGGCAUGGGUUUGGAGGGGUGGUAUAGCAAAGGGGCAGAUGAGGGGUUGAUGUUUGAGAUGGGUUCAAGGGGGUGAAGGAGUGAAUAUAGGGGGGGAGGGGUAGGUGAAUGAAUUGGGUGGGACAAGGUCAAAGCGGCAUAGGUGAUUCGUGCAGGGUGGGAGAGAGAUGACUAACUGUUCUUUAUCUUGCCAACUAGUGGUGUGUACUAUCCAGCCAUUAACUUUUAUUUCUUCUGUCUGAUAUUUUAUUUCCUGUCUUGUAUUAAUAAAAUCUGGUGAGAUGUUUCCGCUUAUUAGCUUAGUUUACUUCACAUUUGACUGUGUGUUGGGACCAAUUAAAUCUCCCAAAUCAUUGUC
Messenger RNA from Carcharodon carcharias (great white shark), 2536 nucleotides. RefSeq names its product WD repeat-containing protein 70. NCBI's taxonomy places the organism in Eukaryota, Metazoa, Chordata, Chondrichthyes, Lamniformes, Lamnidae. Gene Ontology annotation, molecular function: protein binding. Gene Ontology annotation, biological process: regulation of DNA double-strand break processing. The record is from RefSeq and is a predicted model, not a curated record. The transcript has 18 exons. Bases 171 to 2078 code for a protein of 635 amino acids. Gene Ontology annotation, cellular component: nucleus; site of double-strand break.